Messenger RNA from Pyrgilauda ruficollis (rufous-necked snowfinch), 1698 nucleotides. It is a transcript of the gene LURAP1, whose product is annotated as leucine rich adaptor protein 1. The record is from RefSeq and is a predicted model, not a curated record. NCBI's taxonomy places the organism in Eukaryota, Metazoa, Chordata, Aves, Passeriformes, Passeridae. Gene Ontology annotation, biological process: positive regulation of cytokine production; positive regulation of canonical NF-kappaB signal transduction. The transcript is spliced from 4 exons. The coding region runs from base 1 to 960 and encodes 319 amino acids.
AUGGGUGCAGGCCAGCCGGACGCGGGAGCAGCACCGGCCCAGCGCCCUAGUGGAGCUUCCCGCACCCCCGGGCAGCGGGGCUGUGCCAGCGGGAGGCCGGGCGCCCGCGGGGAGCGAACCGCUGGGCCUGGGCGGGAUGUGGAGCCCCGGCAGGGCCAGGGACCCGCCGACACCGCCCCCGCGCCGCCCGCGCCGCCCGCGACACCCGCGCCGGCCCGCGGUGCCCACCCGCCGCUCGCCGAACGCCUCCGGACGCUCCGCCUCGAGCUGGCCUACCUGCGAGCGGUGGACGUGAAGAUCCUGCAGCAGCUGGUGGUGGUGAACGAGGGCAUCGAGGCGGUCAAGUGGCUGCUGGAGGAGCGGAGCACCCUGACCAGCCGCUGCAGCAGCCUGGCCAGCAGCCAGUACAGCCUGGUGGAGAGCCAGGAGGCCUCACGGAGGGGCAGCUGGGACAGCCUGCAGGACCCCAACGACAGGCUGGACAGCAUCUCCGUGGGCAGCUACCUGGACACCUUGGCUGAUGACAUGGAUGAGUACUCCCACAACGCUGCUGAAAGUGCCGCUGCAGCCACAUCGGGCAGAGCCCUGGCCAGGGCAGAGCAGGAUUGGGUCAGGAUCGACCUCGAGAGGGGUCUUGCAAAGCAAGAGAAGGACACAGAGGAGCACGAGUGGCCCCACGUGGACCUCUCCCCACCUGGGUUGCCCCAGGAUCACCGGUUUGCUGAGGAGCCCCAGGUGGCCAAUGGGUAUUUGGGCCAGCAGUCCCCCUCUCUGGAACCAGACAGAGACACCAAAUCACCACCAGGGGCCAGGGAGAAGCUGGGGAAGGGAAAUCCAGAUGGGAAGGCUUGGAAAGCUGAGGCUGACCUUGAGAACUGCAAACUCAACAGCAAACUGCACCUGGAGUACGAUGCCCACUGGCGCUGGCUCCAGUCACAGGAUGAUGUGACAUUCUUAUAGCCCGUGGCUUUGCCUUCCCAGCCCAGCUCUCCCAGCUGCCCACUCUGCUUCACUUCUCUGUGCUUGGGAGAGUUGGGGUGGCUGGAAAGGGGGGCCAGGCUGGCUUGGUGGGUUGCACUGUUCCUCUGAUGGCCCAAACAGCAUUUGGUGAUGCAGCCAUAAGGGACUGGGUGCCUGCCCUGCAGCACAUUUCUGGGAGAGGAGGGGUGAAGUGGGUCCUGGUAGAUUUAAUCCUUUGCUCUAAGGUGUUGCUUGCAGGUGGUUGGAUGCCCCUCUGUUGUCCUUGGUGGUGGUGGGGAAAUCUGGAACAGUGGUGUUCCUGGGAUCUCUCCCUCUAAUCUUCAGCUUCGUUUGUGCAAAAAACUGGAGACCCUUCCCCCAAAAUGACUACCCUGGGAGGACAGGAGACACUGCCAUGCAGCCACAGCUUGGUGGCACCAGCAUGCUCAGUGUGGGGCAGGACCAUCAGCAGGGCAUCCCUGUUGGAUCUGCUCAUUUCCAUCAUUGUCUUCAAGGCCAGUGUCCAUCCAGGGCAGAACAGACCUGGGGUUUGGCCCCAGCACGUGGUGGAUGCAAAAACACGCUUCCCUGCAGGUGAAGCCCUGCCUGGUUUAGAUGCCUCUGUGAAGGCAGUCGGAGGUGGGGCUGGGGAGCCUCUGUCCGUGCUCUGCAGAGGAAGGAUGAUGGUGCAGGCUUCCCCAUGUGAUGGCAUGAGAACAACAAAGCACUGGGUGGGAA